UCAGACUUUCUCCACUCUGCACUGUACCCUCCGGCACUUUAAUCCAGGCCUGUUUGUUUAUUUUUUUGUAUUUAUUUAUUUAUUUUUCAUUAUUUGUAUUUAUUCUUGUAGCUUAUGCACAGCCGUUGAUACAUGUGCCUUUAUGACGAGCUGGUCGUUUUGAAGAUCUCAGCAAAGUGAAGUCUGGCAUGACAACAUGAAUUCACCUUACACAGCUGUGCAGUAUUACCCAGAGUUUCCCUUUCACCGACUCAGGGACCCUUCGUCUCGAUUGUCCUGGAGAGAGAGCUCAUUCCUAACCACAAUGUCCCAGAAUCAGUCAGCACAGACAACUGACUCCUUCAGCCAAGAUGUAUUCAACCAACUGUUUGAUAUGCUGGACCAAUCUGCCAUUCAUUCAGUCCAGCCCAUUGAGCUGAACUUCACAGACAGUCCAGCUGAUGGGUCUGCAGGAAACACCAUUCAGAUCAGUAUGGACUGCAUUACCAUGCAUGAGCCAGAUGAGACGCUUUCUUCGCAGUAUACAAACCUGGGGCUCCUGAAUAGCAUGGAUCAGAACAUUCAGAAUGGUGGCUCAACCUCCACCAGCCCCUACAACAACGACCAUGCACAGAACAAUGUGACAGCCCCAUCACCCUACGCCCAGCCCAGCUCUACCUUUGAUGCCCUUUCUCCCUCACCGGCCAUCCCAUCCAACACAGAUUAUGCGGGGCCCCACACCUUUGAUGUGUCGUUCCAGCAGUCUAGUACAGCAAAGUCUGCCACCUGGACGUACUCAACAGACCUGAAGAAGUUAUACUGCCAAAUUGCCAAGACAUGUCCCAUCCAGAUCAAAGUUCUGACCACCCCACCACAGGGGGCUGUUAUCAGAGCCAUGCCCGUUUACAAGAAAGCCGAACAUGUGACCGAGGUGGUGAAACGCUGCCCGAACCACGAGCUGAGCCGCGAGUUCAAUGACGGUCAGAUAGCUCCUCCGAGCCACCUGAUCCGUGUGGAGGGAAACAACCACGCCCAGUACGUGGAGGACACCAUCACUGGAAGACAGAGUGUAUUAGUUCCUUACGAGCCUCCCCAGGUGGGGACAGAAUUUACCACAAUUCUGUACAACUUCAUGUGCAACUCGAGCUGCGUGGGUGGAAUGAACAGACGCCCAAUUCUCAUCAUUGUCACUCUGGAAACCAGAGAUGGUCAGGUAUUAGGCCGCCGGUGCUUCGAGGCCAGGAUCUGUGCCUGCCCGGGCCGAGACCGGAAGGCGGACGAGGACAGCAUCCGCAAGCAGCAUGUAACGGAUGCCACAAAGAGCAGUGACGGUAUGAAGCGCCCCUUCCGCCAGGUCUCCCAUGGCAUACAGAUGUCCACCAUCAAGAAGAGAAGAUCUACAGAUGAGGAGGUUUUUUGUUUGCCUAUCAAAGGCCGUGAAAUUUAUGAGAUUUUGGUAAAAAUCAAAGAGUCUCUGGAACUCAUGCAGUUUCUGCCACAGCACACUAUAGAGUCAUACAGGCAGCAGCAGCAGAAUCUCCUUCAGAAACAGACUUCAAUGCCGUCUCAGCCCUCCUACGGCUCCUGCUCCCCAACUCACGGAAAAGUCAACAAGCUGCCCUCUGUCAGCCAGCUCAUGAACCCCCAGCAGCGUAACACACUCACCCCAUCCAGCAUGUCUGGAGGCCUGACUGACACUCCUUUUGUCUCUGCAGUGUCUCCUAUGAUGGGCACUCACAUCCCCAUGAACGCUGACAUGAGUUCACUGAGCCCCACACACGCACUGCAGCCACAGCUACCCAUGGUGCCUUCCUCCCACUGUACUCCCCCUCCUCCAUACCCAAUGGACAGCAGCAUCUCCAGCUUCCUUAUACGGCUGGGCUGCGCAGGCUGCUUGGACUACUUCACAGCACAGGGCCUAAGCAACAUCUACCAGAUUGAGAACUAUAACAUGGAGGACCUGUCCAGGCUGAAGAUCCCCGCAGAGUUCCAGCACAUCAUCUGGAAGGGCAUCAUGGAGCACCGACAGGCCAUGGAUUUUUCCCCACCUCCCCACAUAGUGCGCACCACCAGCGGGGCCUCCACCGUCAGUGUGGGCUCCUCCGAGGCCCGAGGCGAGCGCGUCAUCGACGCCGUACGCUUCACCCUGCGCCAGACCAUCUCCUUCCCGCCGCGCGACGAGUGGUCUGACUUCUCUUUUGACCUGGAUUCUCGCCGCAACAAACAGCAGCGCAUCAAGGAGGAGGGAGAGUAAGACAUCUGUCCUCUUCUCGAUGUUCCCAUUUCUCAUUUCACGCCUGCUGUUGGAACAUUUCAUUUGAAAAGGUGGUAUUAGUGCAAAUACUGCUGAGAACAAAAUACAUAUUCAAAUAGAAAUGCACUUAUUUUCAUUAUUGUUCUGGUUGUCGUUGCAGAGGAGAAAUAAAUGGUGUUGAUCAAGGGUGCAUUUUAUUAUGUUCUAAUUUCUUGAGAGCACUUAAGAAAUGCUGAGGAUUUCAAGAUUGCUUUGAGUUAAUAAGUGUUCAUGAUUCAUUCCCAUGUAAAAGCAUGACUGGAAACAAAACUUGCAUUAGAGGGCUUCUUAGUAGGGCUUAUAUUUCUGCUAUGGGCCAUAGCAAAAGUGUAUUUUAAUUUUUAAUAGACUUCUAAGUUUUCACCAUUAUGGUUGUACAAGUUAGUCAGGUACACUGGUGUUCAUUUGUGGCAGAAGUCAGCAUUGAUUGUAUACAUUUCAAACAUUUCCUGUCAGAAGUAUUAUGUCAAUUGAUGGGCAGUUUGUUUUUCUGCUGUACUUUCUAUAUUUUACUGUUUUAUGUCUGUUGUGAGACCAAUGCAUCAUCUUUUUGUGUCAGGUUGUGAAGUAUGUGUGUUUAAGUGACAAAUGGUCAUUCAUUUGAUGUAGCCAUAUAUAGGCCUAAUGUUCUUGACCCAGUGUUUUACAGUAAAAUACUAUGACUGAUGUCCUUCUGUGUUUGUUGCUCUUGUUUUACUGCUGUGCAAAAGUAGUUGAUUGCAUUUUAAGAGCAGACUUUUGCUCUUGCUGGAUGCUUAGCACAAGUAUUUUUUUUACUCAUGAAAUAUGUUUUGGUAGAGGUUUAUUUCAUUUGACAACUGGCCAGAACCUAUGAUAUAAAUGUAUAUAAAUUUGUAUAGUUCUGUUUUUGAAAGUCUCCCUAAAGAACAAAGCAUACUGAUGUGAAUAUUGCCUGGUAGCUUUACCAGUAAGAACAAUGUUUGUAUUAAUUCAAAGGCGUGCAAACAGUAUGUGUGUACCUACACUACCCCAUAGACCCUUUUCAAACUUGUUUCAAGUAGCCAGAACUGUUCGAAAGCAGACACCAUCUGCAGUUUCAUAUUUUUGUACAAUGUAUUGUAAAUAUGUUGCAAUAUACUGAGGGUAUUUUGAUAUAAAUCUGAAAUAAAUAUCCAUACUUGCUGUAUUGCAUGUUAA
Molecule: messenger RNA, 3430 nt
Organism: Morone saxatilis (striped sea-bass)
Lineage: Eukaryota; Metazoa; Chordata; Actinopteri; Moronidae
Gene: tp63
Product: tumor protein p63
Exons: 14
Coding region: 197-2233 (678 amino acids)
Biological process (GO): apoptotic process; regulation of transcription by RNA polymerase II; protein tetramerization
Cellular component (GO): nucleus
Molecular function (GO): protein binding; RNA polymerase II cis-regulatory region sequence-specific DNA binding; DNA-binding transcription factor activity, RNA polymerase II-specific
Source: RefSeq, a predicted model, not a curated record